AUGGAUAAGAGUUGGAUUUAUGUGACGAACCGAAUUUCGGAGACAUAUAUGGAUGGAGUUAGAAGAUUUAUUGAACAAGCACGUAAUCACCUAGAUGCGGAUGGAAAAUGUCGUUGUCCUUGCAAAAAAUGUUUGAAUUGUUUUUUCCAUCAUAUAGAUAUUGUUGAGCGUCAUAUUUUUGUUAGAGGUUUUAGCUUAAAUUAUAUAAACUGGAUUAAUCAUGGCGAGGAGGAAACCGAUACUACUCCCAAUGUACAAGAUGAAGACUAUGAUGCAGAAGGAGAAAAAAGUGACAAUGAUGACGACAUAGAUGAGAUGGUAAAUGCAUUAAAUGAUGCAUUUCCGCACAUCAAUCCAUCUUCAAUGGAUGAUGGUGCAGAAAUAAAUGAUAUUGGGGGUUGUGAAGAAGAGACACCGAAUUUAGAAGAUUUGUUCGCUGAAGCGGAGAGGGAGUUAUAUAAAGGAUGCACAAAGUUUUCCGCAUUGACUUUUUUGGUGAAGUUACUUCAUAUAAAAGUAUUGAAUCAAUGGAGUAACAAGUCUUUUGAUAUGUUGUUGAAGUUACUUCGGGAGGCAUUUCCAGAAGGCUCGAGAAUUCCCAAGUCUUAUUAUGAGGCGAAGCGGAUGAUGCGGAAGCUUGGGUUGGGAUACAAGACUAUCCAUGUGUGCCCAAAGGAGUGUGUGUUGUAUUACAAAGAGUAUAAAGAUUUGAAAGACUGUCCAGUAUGUGGUCAUAAGAGGUAUAAAAAUUGUAAUGCAAAGGAGAAAAAAGUUCCCCAUAGAAAAAUGCACUACUUUCCUCUCAUUCCAAGAUUGCAGCGUUUAUUUAUGUCUCGACACACCGCUGAAUAUAUGAGGUGGCACAAGGAACAACGUUUUGAGACAGAAAGAGUCAUUCGACACCCUACUGAUGCGGAAGUGUGGAAGGAAUUUGACAAACAAUAUCCGGAUUUUGCAGCUGAACCACGUAAUGUCAGAUUAGGUCUUGCUUCCGAUGGUUUCACGCCGUUUGGUGAUAUGGCAAAUCCAUAUAGUAUGUGGCCAGUUUUAGUGGUGGCUUACAACAUGCCCUCUUGGAGAUGUAUGAAGCAGGCACAUAUCAUGAUGUCGACAUUAAUUCCGGGACGGAAGGCACCGGGGAAAGACAUAGACAUUUAUUUGAGACCUCUAAUUGAUGAACUUAAAGAGUUAUGGGAGAACGGCGUUAGAACGUACGAUGUAGUUGAAAAAAAACAAUUUACUUUGCGUGCUGCAAUAUUAUGGACAAUUAAUGAUUUUCCUGCAUACGGUACUUUAUCCGGCUACUCCACCAAAGGAUAUGAGGCUUGUCCGGUGUGUAUGGAUGAAACUGCUUCAUUCCGAUUACAAAGUAAGAUUUGUUAUAUGGGGCAUCGCCGUUAUUUAAGUCCGGAUCAUGCUUGGCGUUCCGACUUGAAUUUUGAUGGUUCUGUUGAAACAAGAAUGCCUCCCGAAUCAAAAACGGGUGAGGAACUAUUGUUAGAGCUAAGCAAGCUGUGGGUUCCUAUGCCGGGAAAGGAUGUAGCAGUUCGUGAAGCUGACAUGAAAAAAAUGUCAGAAGCUGGGUACUCAAACGACAGUAACUGGAAACGGAAAAGUAUCUUUUGGGAGCUCGAGUAUUGGUCAAAACUUAAGUUGCGUCAUAAUCUUGAUGUAAUGCAUAUAGAAAAAAAUAUAUGCGAUAACUUGGUAGGAACCGUGUUAGGAAUAGAUGGCAAGUCAAAGGACACCAAAAAAGCUCGCUUGGGCUUACAAGAGUUGAAUAUAAGAAAGGAGUUGCACUUGGAUGGUAAGGGGAAAAAGCCUCCGGCAUGUUUUACAUUGUCUACUACGGAGCGGAAAGCUUUUUGUCAAUUUUUAAAAUCAGUCAAAUUUCCCGAUGGAUAUGCAGCAAAUUUGUCGCGAAAUGUCAACAUUAACGAUGGUAAGAUCACGGGUUUGAAAAGUCAUGAUUGUCACGUGUUGUUGCAACGAUUGUUACCGAUAGGAUUGCGGCCUUACUUGAAGAAAGACAAUGUGUUGGGUCCGAUUGCUGAGAUGUGUUCAUUUUUCCAGCAGCUUUGUGCAAGGACAUUGUUAGUAAAGGACUUAGAUGCAUUACAAGAAGGUAUAGUUUACACAUUAUGUAAACUUGAAAGGAUUUUUCCUCCUGCAUUCUUUGAUGUUAUGAUCCAUCUAGCCUACCAUUUACCAGAGGAGGCAAAAUUAGCUGGACCAGUGCACACUAGGUGGAUGUACCCUUUUGAAAGGACACUAGGGAAAUUGAAGAAAUAUGUCAGAAAUAAAGCUCGUCCAGAAGGCUCGAUUGCAGAAGGUUAUACUAUUAGUGAGGUAUUGACGUAUUGUUCAAUGUACAUGCGUGACAUUGAAACACAGUUUAAUCGGCCCGAACGUAAUGCAGACAAUAUCGAAUCCCGACCAUCCUCAUCAAUUUCAGUUUUUCAUCAACGUGCGAGACUGUUUGGGAAGCCAAAGGCUAUUAUGUUGACACAAGAUGAACGUGAAAAAGUACGUUGUGAACAUGUUUCAUUAUUGCGAUCCGAAGGCGUUGAUCUUAUUAAUAUUCAGCGUACCCAAAUAUCAACCUUUGCAAAGUGGUUUGGAAACAAGAUUAGAGACAAAUAUGCAGAAGAUGAUACAACUAUCUCUAAUGACUUGUAUGCUCUGGCAAACGAACCUAACAUUUUUGUUCACUCAUACCCUGGUUGUAUGGUGAAUGGAGGGCGAUAUCAUACUAAAAUGCGAGAUGACAAGCAUACCACACAGAAUUCUGGUGUUUACGUUGAGGGAGAUUGUGAUGGGGUAAUAAGUGAUUUCUUCGGUGUGAUUGAGGAGAUUUGGGAGGUGUCAUUUUUGUAUUGGAAUAAGGUGAUCUUAUUUAAGUGUUCAUGGUUUGAUACUGCCAAUGGAAGGAUGAAGAAAGAGUAUAAUUUCACCACCAUUAAAACUGAUUCAUUAUGCUUUGAGGAUGAACCGUAUGUCUUGGUAGAUCAAGUGAAACAAAUCUAUUACAUUAAUGAUGAAAAGAGAGUUGAGGCUUGUCAAGAGGAUGAAGAAGAUAACGAGCCUUAUCAAGAAGAGUUAUCAAAUGAGCUUAACAUUUCAUUUGACACCACAAAUGUUAAUGAAGCUCCCUUAAAUCGUACGGAUAUUGGGCCACUCGAAAUUGAUGAUUUCACCAUUGAUAUUUGCAUCGAUCCCAAUGAUGAAAUUGAUGACGAAACAGAAGAGGAAAUUGAAACGGAAUUCAAUGGAGAAGCCGAUGAUGAAAUUGAUGGUGACAUCGAGAAAACUGAUUCUGCAACUGAUUAUAGUGAUUGA
Molecule: messenger RNA, 3339 nt
Organism: Morus notabilis
Lineage: Eukaryota; Viridiplantae; Streptophyta; Magnoliopsida; Rosales; Moraceae
Exons: 5
Coding region: 1-3339 (1112 amino acids)
Source: RefSeq, a predicted model, not a curated record